Sorex fumeus (smoky shrew) is the source of this 4209-nucleotide messenger RNA. It is a transcript of the gene GRIA4, whose product is annotated as glutamate ionotropic receptor AMPA type subunit 4. Lineage: Eukaryota; Metazoa; Chordata; Mammalia; Eulipotyphla; Soricidae. Gene Ontology annotation, molecular function: AMPA glutamate receptor activity; transmitter-gated monoatomic ion channel activity involved in regulation of postsynaptic membrane potential. The coding region runs from base 414 to 3122 and encodes 902 amino acids. The record is from RefSeq and is a predicted model, not a curated record. Gene Ontology annotation, cellular component: AMPA glutamate receptor complex; postsynaptic membrane; plasma membrane. Gene Ontology annotation, biological process: monoatomic ion transport; modulation of chemical synaptic transmission; synaptic transmission, glutamatergic. The transcript is spliced from 17 exons.
GAAGAGGGCGAGGCUGGGGGAAGGCACGGACUGUAGGGGGAGCAGGCAGCCGCUCCUCGCCGCCUGCCUGCAAGAAUGCGGCAGGGGGUCGGGGCUUUGGGGAGGUGCUAGCCCCCCAGCCCCGGGUCGGGCUGGAGCACUGGCCCGCGGGCCAGUCGCCUACUGAGUGUGGUCCAGCCGCCGAGCGCCUGGAGAGCAAGAAGAGGGGCGCUGGAGGCGUUCUCCCCCAGCGCGGGUCCCUCUGCCGCCCGGCCGCGGAGAAAGGAGGGAUCCGCUGGCGGUGGCCAGGAGGAGAGAGACCUGUCUCGGGCCGGGCUCCGGAGCGUCGGCGCCAUCGUCUUCAAUGCCUCUCUGAACAGCUUUUAGGAAGAGUGCGAGAGAAAGAGCGCGCGCCAGGGAGAGGAGAAAAGAAGAUGAGGAUUAUUUGCAGACAGAUUGUCCUGUUAUUUUCUGGAUUUUGGGGUCUCGCCAUGGGAGCCUUUCCGAGCAGCGUACAAAUAGGCGGUCUCUUCAUCCGAAACACAGACCAGGAAUACACUGCUUUUCGAUUAGCAAUUUUUCUUCACAACACUAGCCCCAAUGCGUCGGAAGCUCCUUUUAAUUUGGUACCUCAUGUGGACAACAUUGAGACAGCCAACAGUUUUGCUGUAACAAAUGCUUUCUGUUCCCAGUAUUCCAGAGGAGUAUUUGCCAUUUUUGGACUCUAUGAUAAGAGGUCAGUACAUACCUUGACCUCAUUCUGCAGCGCCUUACACAUCUCCCUCAUCACACCAAGUUUUCCCACUGAGGGGGAGAGCCAGUUUGUGCUGCAGCUGAGACCGUCCUUACGGGGAGCACUCUUGAGUCUGCUCGACCACUAUGAAUGGAACUGUUUUGUCUUCUUGUAUGACACAGACAGGGGAUACUCAAUACUUCAAGCUAUUAUGGAAAAAGCAGGACAAAAUGGUUGGCAUGUCAGCGCUAUAUGUGUGGAGAAUUUUAAUGAUGUCAGCUAUAGGCAACUUCUAGAAGAACUUGAUCGACGACAAGAGAAGAAAUUUGUGAUCGAUUGUGAAAUAGAAAGACUUCAAAACAUAUUAGAACAGAUUGUAAGUGUUGGAAAACAUGUUAAAGGCUACCAUUAUAUCAUAGCAAAUUUGGGAUUCAAGGACAUUUCUCUUGAGAGAUUUAUCCAUGGUGGAGCCAAUGUUACUGGAUUCCAGUUGGUCGAUUUUAAUACACCUAUGGUAGCCAAAUUAAUGGAUCGCUGGAAGAAACUAGAUCAAAGAGAAUAUCCGGGAUCUGAGACUCCUCCAAAGUAUACAUCUGCUCUGACUUACGAUGGAGUCCUUGUGAUGGCCGAGACUUUCCGAAAUCUUAGGAGGCAGAAAAUUGAUAUUUCAAGGAGAGGAAAUGCUGGCGAUUGUCUGGCAAACCCUGCGGCCCCAUGGGGGCAGGGAAUCGACAUGGAGAGAACACUCAAACAGGUUCGAAUUCAAGGGCUGACAGGAAAUGUCCAGUUUGAUCAUUACGGACGUAGAGUCAACUACACAAUGGAUGUAUUUGAGUUAAAGAGCACGGGACCCCGAAAGGUCGGUUACUGGAAUGACAUGGAUAAAUUAGUCUUGAUUCAAGAUGUCCCCACUCUGGGCAAUGACACUGCAGCCAUUGAGAACAGAACAGUGGUUGUGACCACAAUCAUGGAAUCCCCAUAUGUUAUGUACAAGAAAAAUCACGAAAUGUUUGAAGGAAAUGACAAAUAUGAAGGAUACUGUGUAGAUUUGGCAUCUGAAAUUGCAAAACAUAUUGGUAUCAAGUAUAAAAUUGCCAUUGUUCCUGACGGAAAAUAUGGAGCAAGGGAUGCAGACACAAAAAUCUGGAAUGGGAUGGUAGGAGAACUUGUUUAUGGGAAAGCAGAGAUCGCCAUUGCCCCUCUGACGAUCACGUUGGUUCGAGAGGAAGUCAUUGACUUCUCUAAACCCUUCAUGAGUCUGGGCAUAUCUAUCAUGAUCAAAAAGCCUCAGAAAUCUAAACCAGGAGUGUUUUCCUUCUUGGACCCUCUGGCCUAUGAGAUUUGGAUGUGCAUUGUCUUUGCCUACAUCGGUGUCAGCGUAGUCUUGUUCCUGGUUAGUAGGUUCAGUCCUUAUGAGUGGCACACGGAGGAGCCGGAAGAUGGAAAGGAAGGACCCAGUGACCAACCUCCAAAUGAAUUUGGCAUCUUUAACAGCCUCUGGUUCUCCCUGGGCGCUUUUAUGCAACAAGGAUGUGACAUUUCACCCAGAUCCCUCUCAGGUCGUAUUGUUGGAGGUGUUUGGUGGUUCUUCACACUUAUCAUCAUCUCCUCUUAUACUGCCAACCUCGCUGCUUUUCUCACGGUCGAGAGAAUGGUCUCUCCCAUAGAAAGUGCGGAAGACCUGGCUAAGCAGACUGAAAUUGCCUAUGGAACACUGGACUCGGGGUCAACAAAAGAAUUCUUCAGAAGAUCAAAAAUAGCAGUGUAUGAAAAGAUGUGGACCUACAUGCGAUCGGCAGAGCCGUCAGUGUUCACUAGGACUACAGCUGAGGGAGUAGCUCGUGUCCGCAAAUCCAAGGGCAAAUUCGCCUUUCUGCUGGAGUCCACUAUGAAUGAAUACAUUGAGCAGCGAAAGCCCUGUGACACGAUGAAAGUGGGAGGCAAUCUGGAUUCGAAAGGCUAUGGAGUAGCAACGCCCAAGGGGUCUUCAUUAAGAAAUGCUGUUAACCUCGCAGUUUUAAAACUGAAUGAACAAGGCCUCUUGGACAAAUUGAAAAACAAAUGGUGGUACGACAAAGGAGAAUGUGGCAGCGGGGGCGGUGACUCCAAGGACAAGACGAGCGCCUUGAGUCUCAGCAACGUGGCAGGCGUCUUCUACAUUCUGGUUGGCGGCUUGGGCUUGGCAAUGCUGGUGGCUUUGAUAGAGUUCUGUUACAAGUCCAGGGCAGAAGCGAAGAGAAUGAAGCUGACCUUCUCUGAAGCCAUACGAAACAAGGCCCGCCUGUCCAUCACCGGCAGCGUGGGCGAGAACGGCCGCGUGUUGUCGCCCGACUGCCCCAAGGCUGUGCACGCCGGCACCGCCAUCCGACAGAGUUCCGGAUUGGCCGUCAUUGCAUCGGACCUACCGUGAAAACCAAAAAAUUAAUCGAGUGCCUUAAUUAAACUGCGUCGGUGACUGGAAGAAACGCAGCCCCGGGGGGCCCCGCGCAGGCGGGUGUGGGCCCCGCGCACCCCCGGGCUGAGAGCAGGAGUUCACCCCAAUGCGCCUGGCCGGCAGCGCGUGCAUGAGCUCAGCUCGGAAACCCAAACUCAGAUUUUCUAUCAGGAAAACUCACAAUUUAGGUGUUUGUUUUGUUUUGUUUUGUUUUGUUUUUCGGGAAGCAGGGGUGGGGAGGGGGAGGUGGGACCUGCGAUGGGUGUAUUAACAGCAACAAAUUUCACUUGAGUGGACUUAAAAACUAAUCAGACUUGCAAGCUAGCGCAUCAAACCGUGAAGUUCUUGCUCAGAAAAACCUUCGUCUUCGCUCCAAGGGGCAAAGUAGUUCUAAAAGUCAGUGAACAUGCUAACCCAUGUCUUCAGAACAUCCAUCUAUUCCGUGGAAGGCUAUCCAGCUAAGAAAACAAAUCACUAAACUGUGAUCAAACAAUAAAUAAACAUGUAAAUUCUGUGAAAAAAAUUAAAGGAAGUAUUUACACUUACUUUGGAGAAAAUAAAUACUGAAACAUGCUUGCUUUUUAACUGACAUAAAAUCAGUAGAAGACAACACAAUUCUUUUUUCUAACCAUCUUAGGGAACAAUACAUUGCAAUAAUUGAUAUAAAUGCCAUCACUGUAAUAAACUUUAGGGAAUUUUUUUUAUAAAGGUUGUUGGUCAUCUUUGUUUGCUGUAACCUUCACUAUGUCACACGCAUCCCCAGUGUUGCAGAUUAUAUUUGUCUCAUUACCAGGAACAGAAGUGAAAUGAAGACAGGGCUGACAUGAAACCUUAAAUCUGUGAUGUAGAAUCAAAAGAGAUUAUGGGUCACUCAUGCUAUUGGUAUUAUUUAUAAUCUUGUUCUGUGUACAAAAUUGUGGUUUUUGUACCCACCAAAAAGAAAAGAAUAAAAAUAACAGAUGUUCUUACAAUAUCUACACAGCUCAAACUUCUUUCUUAUUAUGAUAAAAGUUAUUUGAGAAAUUUAUGAGAUUAUAGGAGGAACUAUGGACGUCAACUCCUG